UGCGCGUCUCUCGCUCCCACGUUCCCAUUACGCCCACCCUCCCCAGUUUGAGCUUUGUACCUCCUCGUGAGUUCAUGUUGGGCUUUGGGCGCACCGCAAUCGCAACCGCCAGCGAUCGUUCCUCCCGGCGAUGGCAGAGCGGAAGCAGCGGGAUGUGGAGGAGCUCUAUAGCGCCACGGACCUGAUUCAGCAACCUGAGAUCACACCAGUGUUGAAAGGGCGCUGUCGCAUGCAAGGGCCUGGGGACGAGGCCGACACUAAUUCUAAAGAGAAUUCGGUGGUUAAUCAGGUACCAUCUCCAGAUGUCCAAGGAUUUGGUGGGCCUUCCAUGAGUCAGAAGAAAGUCAAUACUAUAGCAGAGUCUGGUACCUGUAAUGUGUGCUCUGCUCCUUGCACAUCUUGUAUGCAUCUUAAUCAAGUCCUUAUGGGAUCCAAAAGGAAGGAAUAUUCUGAUGAAACCUGUCUCGAUGGCAUAGCCAGCCAGUAUUCUGCUAAUGACUGUGAUGUUUCACGGCCUUUUAGUGGCGCAUCAGAACACAGCCCACAAGGCACUGCUGAUGAAACAAGUCAUCCACAGGGGUUCAAUUCUGGGUAUUCUUGUGAUGAUACUAAAAGCAAACCUGCUUCAACUGAUGCUUCUGGCGCUUUAGAAGAUGUUUUGACAGUACGCAAGUUAUUUGACAGGGCAAAGCUUUCUGAAAUUUAUCUGCCUCCUAAACCAUGGUCUAGUUCCGUUGAGAUAAAUACUGUAAACGAGGAUUCCAAGCCAGUGGAAGGCCAAGAUGAUAAUAUAUCCUGUGUUAGCAGCGGCAACGAUCUAAACUCCAGGGUUAAUAAUGAUGAUUCCUAUCUAGACAGAAAAGUUGCUCCCGCUAGUUCGGUUUCAAGUGGCAAUUUGUAUCCAGAAGGAACUAGAGUAUCAAUUCAAGGAGCUGGAAGUGAAAGAGAUGAUCAUGAAAUUCCAUUAGGAGAUGUAAAAUCUCUUAAUGAAGAUAACCAGGUCAAAAAGUUAACUGAAACACUUGAGACCCCUGAUGUGCCGGGCCCUUCACCACGACCUCUGCCUGAGGAUGAGAGUGAAGGAUCGGAUAUUCUGGAGCAGGAUGUCAAAGUUUGCGAUAUCUGCGGGGAUGCAGGUCGGGAGGAUCUACUUGCUAUAUGUAGUAGGUGUAGUGAUGGUGCAGAACACACCUAUUGCAUGCGAGAAAUGCUUCAAAAGGUCCCAGAAAGUGACUGGGUGUGUGAAGAAUGCAAGUCAGCUGAUGAGACUGAAAACCAGAAGCCAGGUAUUGAGGGGAAAACAUCGUCUAGAGUCACUUCUGCUUCACAAGUCCCUGAUAAAAGUUUUGGUGAAAAUAUUGAAGUCUCUCCAACUGUUAAAGGACCAGGAUCAUCAAAGUUGUGUGGCUCUACUAGAAGAGUCACAUCAUCGCGCGAUUCUUGCUUCAAGAAUAUUGACAAGGGAAAAGCGAAGCUAGCUCGUCAAAUGUCAUGCAUGAAUUCUGUUCAAGACUUCCCAGAGGGUGCACGCUCCCCCCUGCCUUCCAACCUUCAAUCGAAAGGUACUUUAUUGAAGUCCAAAUCAUUUAAUGCCUUCAUUUCGAAGCCAAAAGUUAAAGUAAUCGACGAAGGAAUGAUUCAGAAGCACAAAGGCAUAAGGGAGAAUGCUUCAUUCAUUUCAAAGGAAGGGCCUACCAAACCAAUAAGCAAAUCAAUGUCAUUCAAACACGCAAAUCCAGGCCGCUCAGUUGCUGUUGAUGCCAAAGUUAAAAUGCUUCCAACUAAACUCACUCAUGCUCAGAACCCAAAAGGAUCUAAGAAUCUCAAAGAAGGGAGCGUGUUUGACAGGACGAGUUUACGUAAGUUAGACCGGAAUUCCUCAAGUCUAACAAGGGACAGUUGUACUCCCUCUACACCUAAUUCUGAUCACAAGCUUACAUCUUGUGGGGAACCUUUACAAGGCACACUUCUGAGCAAUAACCGAGAUCCAAAGCUUGAACAGUCUGAUGUUAAAUCGGCUAUUUUGGUUAAGACUGCUGAGUACAAGUCAAAUCAGCUUGAUCAGAAGGAAGAACCCUUGACUAGUUCUUCUCGGACUGUCGAGAAACAUUGUAUUGAAGGCCAUGGGCUUCGACAAGAUGGGUUAUCUCGCUCAAAGGGCUUGACAAAUCACACCGACAAAGCCCGGGAUUGUACUGUUAGUCGCCCGAAGCAGCCAGUUAUAAGUGGCUCAAGAAGCAUUUUCUGUCAAAAAUGUAAAGAAGUUGGUCAUGAUACAGAGUCUUGCCCUUGUAGUAGCUUGCAGGUUGGAAUGGACGUUUCAAUGACCAGAAGCACGAAAGAGGAGAUGUACAACAGUAGUAAGAUUAAAACUCCCAUAACAUCUGCUAUGCUGAAAAAGCCUGGAAUAUAUAGAAGAAACAAAGGACCUGAGAAAUCUGAGGAUUUGUCUGUGUCUAACCCCACCCACGUGGAUCCCUUAUCAUUUCCAGACGUCUCUAGGAAAGUUAUGUCUGCUGACGGGCCAUGUGAAGGGCAGGCAAUUCGUCAAAGCUGUACUUCUGAUUCCCGCUUGCAGAUGAUUGGCAAUAAUGCGAUGCAGCUGACUGGGCCACAAAUAGGAGCUACUUCCUUAAAAGGAGCGAAUUUAGAUUUUACUAGGGACUCUGAGGGGAGUUCUUCAAGCAAAUUUCCUUGUGCUUCGUUUCUGCAGUCUGCUAUUUGCAGGAUAUCAGUUAUUCCAGAGCAUGAGUGUAUCUGGAAAGGGAGUUUUGAGGUGUGCAGAGGCAGUCAGCAGCCAGAUUUUUGUGGAGGACUUCAAGCACAUCUGUCUACUUUGGCUUCACCUAGGGUUCUUGAAAUGGUGAAGAAGUUCUCAAAUAAAAUUUUAUUGAGCGAAGUACCUCGAAUGUGUACCUGGCCAACCCAAUUUUAUGAUUGUGGUGCUCAAGAUGAUAAUAUUGCGCUUUACUUUUUUGCUGAGGAUCCUGAGAGUUAUGAGAGGAGCUACAAAGGUCUUUUGGAGAAGAUGAUCAAGAGUGAUUUAGCUUUGAAAGGAAAUUUUGAUGGUGUUGAACUGCUGAUUUUCCCAUCCAACCAGCUACCAGAGAAAUCCCAGCGCUGGAACACGUUGUUUUAUCUAUGGGGUGUUUUCCGGGGAAGAAGUGUUAGUGGUUUAGAUCAAGAUUCCGUUUUUUCACUGAAGUCAAGUACAUCCACUUCGAAUGUGGUGCUUCCAGAGAAAGACAUUCCUCCUCCCGUUGUAUCAACAACUAAUAAGCUAUCUCUUCCUAAAUGUAACGGUGGGAAUCUGCCUCCAUGUGGUAAAUCCUGCAAACUGAGUUCACCCUCUAGAAUUCCUUCACUGACGAGUUCUCAAAUCACACAAUCAUCCAUGGCCGUGAACGGAAUCUGCCGUGCAAAAGACUGUUCAGUUGAUAACAUGUGUACAUGUUUGAAAGAAGUCUCGAUUCGGGAAGACAGUGGACACGAUUCCUGUAACUUGCAUGGCUCUUUUACAAGCAGUGACUGGUCAAAGCAGCAAAAGAAAUGUCCUCAAAUCUCCCAGAAUGAGGUUUGUGGUUCAGAUGCCGUAGUGCCCAUGGAGCUUCAGCAUUAUGUGAAAACGGGUGCCCAUAGUUGUACCAAAGAUGAUAACAUGUUGAUGCAGCGGGAUACCUCCCUGAACAGACAAGGUUCUUUGUCCCGUUCUUUGCUUGGAGGAAUCAGGAAUAGCAGGGAGCAAGAAAUGCAUGGCACAGGAAAUGAAGUGAAGCUCGACAAGGUCUUGAAGGAAGAAGACAGGCUCAUGGACAGAGGUGCUGCAUUAGAGGUAGAACCUAUGGCUUUAGAUGUGCUCAAGGAUCUGCAGCAUGAAAAGAAGCGGCGACAUUCAGAUCUUGUUGAGACAGCCUCACAAACUUCUUCUGGCACUAGUGCAACAGUGGCAUGGAAUAAUGUUAUUAGUGAAAAUGUUAAAGUAGAGUGUGUGAAUAAGAAGCAGAAGACUGAUUGUAGUGAAAUAUACGAGGCUAGUAGGUCUAUAGAUGCAAAUUUGGUAGAUGGUUUUGCAUCACAGAAAAGUGCGCAGGAUUCCAAUCUGGCAGUUGUGAAGAAGGUGCAUGAUGAAGUCUGUGAUGAGUCAAUCAAUUUGGAAAACAUUGGAACUGCUGAGAGGUUCUUCUUUCCUGUCGUUGCCAGUCAUGCAAAGGACCUGACCUCAGGGGAGAGCUCCAUGCCUUGGAAAACACUGCCGUCACCAUUUCCGGCUCGAUCUCAUGAUGGGGUACCAAAUCUUGACCUUGCUUUGGGAGCAAAAGCAAAAUCGUCAAACAAAGGACUUCUGCCCCUUUGGGUUGGUGUGGCAGACAAAAGCGAUAGUCAUCCAGAGGCGGUGGCUGCCCAGGAAGAGGACCCUGUUUCUGGUUCUCUUUCCUUGUCGCUUUCUUUCCCUUUCCCAGACAGUGACAAAGGAUUUAAACCUGUUCCUGAGGCGGAGCAACUGUUGCCUGAAUCCCAUCAUGUGAAUACAUCCUUGCUCCUUUUUGGGGACUUUUCAGAUAAAUAACCUUUGGUCCAUGCUCAUAUGGUGUACAUUGAAUUUUACCCGAUGGAUGUGCUGGGAUUUCAUCCAUCGUCUGUUGGCUCUCUGAGGAGAAGACCUUAUACCAUCUGUUGAUAACCCACAUAGGAGUCACCAAUAGCUUUUUCCAAAUACUUGCUCUGGUUUUUUUAUUUUUAUUUUUCAAUGUUUCUAGUUUUUACGUUAUAGCCUCUCCUCUCCACUGUUUGAGUGCACAGGCACUGCUGUAUGUAUAUAAGGAGUUGAAAGCCGAGACUUGAAGAUACUGAGAAAUUUUCGGGCUGUAAGUUGGUAAUCUUUAUUGCCCCUUACUUUCUUUCUCUGA
Molecule: messenger RNA, 4907 nt
Organism: Rhodamnia argentea
Lineage: Eukaryota; Viridiplantae; Streptophyta; Magnoliopsida; Myrtales; Myrtaceae
Exons: 12
Coding region: 131-4567 (1478 amino acids)
Source: RefSeq, a predicted model, not a curated record